UCUAGUAGCGCCAUAUUCUAUGGCCAAAGUUUAACCUAGUGCAACGCACGUGUUUACGGAAAAUACGAAAUUCAAUUUGGAUGAGAAGCACUUUACAAGUAACAAAAACUUAUUUAUGGCAAAGAAUCAUGUUAAUACUAAAGUAACUAUAACAGUUUUCUAAAUUAGAAGCAUAAAAAUGUCGCGAAUCGUUAACACGAGGGAAGUGAUAUUAACUAGUGACAAUAGUAGUGAGCACUGGAAUGCUGCUGUGUGGGACCCUCAAACAGGUUCUAUUUUAUCGACCUACAAAAGCGCUGGUACUCUCAGUCAUCGAACUCUUCAAGUGUUGAGUGAUAGUUACAUAAUCGGUGCCGAUUUAACGAAACCGCGUAUUCACGUUUGGCCGCUCAACAGUUCUUCUCCCGUUUCUAACCUCAGAUUGACAACACCGGGUAAGGUUACCGCCCUGUGUUGUACGCCCAGUGGCUCCUACAUUGUCGCAGCUGUUUCUGAAAAAUUGUUCCUCUGGCAAGUGUGUAAUGGACGUUUGUUAAAAAAUUUAUCGCAACAUUACCAAACUGUGAAUUGUCUGUCGUUCAGUAAAGACGGUUCCCUGUUCGCUAGUGGCGCUGAGGACGGUUUGAUAUUUGUCUGGUCGUUGUAUGGCGUGUUAAACGACGAGCAUCCGAAGGCAUUACGUUUUUUUAGUCACCACUCUAUGCCAGUGAAGGAUCUACAAUUCGGCCACGCCGGGGUCCGAGCAAGAUUAUAUUCCGUAUCUCUCGACAGAACAUGCAAUGUUUACGAUCCCACUAGCGGAUUACUAUUGCUUGUGCUUGUAUUCGACGUACCGCUCACUUGCGUUUCCAUAAACAUACGCGAGAGUGAUUUAUUCGUGGGCUGUACCGACGGUAACAUAUAUCGAUUCAUUUUGCAUGAGGCGCCACGUGGGAUAGAACAUCAUGUGCAGAAGGACGGAAAUUCGAAGGACGUGUUGAUUUUCCAGGGACACAAAUCGAUCGUGGUAUCGUUGUCGAUAUCGAUCAACUGUCUGUAUCUGCUGUCAGGCUCGAUUAGUGGCGAGGUUCACGUUUGGGAUAUAAACAGUCGUCAGAUUCUUCGAACGCUCGAACACAAAGGAGCAAUCACAGCGGCAUUCUUCGCCAAGUAUUACGAGAACUUUCGAGUCGCAGAUCUGAAACCACGCUUGCAAUUGUGUAACCUACAAAGGAUAUCCGACGAUGCGGGGAAGGAAAGUGUGAUCGAGGUGCUCUCGCAAAAUCAAAGCGCGGCGGACAUCUUGAACUUCGACUCGUAUACGGAGAGCAAUAUAGACACGACGGAACCGGGGAACCUAACCUCUCAGAAGCUUCUCGAGAUGAGGGAGGAGAUCGAUAAAUUAAAGAAAAUCAACACAGCCAUAUAUCAAUACAGCGUGAAUCAUAUUUUGAAUAAGUCACAUAAGGAUUUAACUUCGUCUUGA
This is a messenger RNA of Eufriesea mexicana, 1465 nucleotides long. RefSeq names its product WD repeat-containing protein 18. Gene Ontology annotation, biological process: DNA-templated DNA replication; rRNA processing. The record is from RefSeq and is a predicted model, not a curated record. NCBI's taxonomy places the organism in Eukaryota, Metazoa, Arthropoda, Insecta, Hymenoptera, Apidae. Gene Ontology annotation, cellular component: rixosome complex; nuclear pre-replicative complex. The transcript has a single exon. Bases 179 to 1465 code for a protein of 428 amino acids. Gene Ontology annotation, molecular function: protein binding.